AUGAUUAUACUUCUCGGUGAUCCUUCUGCCUCAUUAAACUCUCGCCCUUCUAGUGCCGUUUUCAAUUCAAACACAAAUUUAAAUUCUUCUAUUUCGAUUAAUACAAAUGCUCAAAAUUCAACAGGGUUUCCACCUUCAAUUAUUGUUUUAUGCAAAAGAAUUCUUUAUUGUUUUACACACAAUGGAAGUUUGAGAUAUUCUAUUAGACUUCAAACUGUUGCUUUAUCUUUACAUAUAUUGUCACAAGGUAAAAGUUCUGAAAACAAACUAAUUCAACAACAAACAACUUUACCCAUUUCUAUUAUUAUUGGAACGGCUGGAAAAACACUAUUAUUUUAUUCUGAUACUAAACUAAUUUGGAAUGUUCAAUUACCCUUUGCUGCACAAAUUGUUGAAACUUGUACAUUUAGUGAUUCACUUCGUUCAAUGAUUGUUUUAUUGUCAGAAAAUUCCGAUAAAUUACUUGUUGGAUAUUUAGGGACAGAACCCUCAUUAUUUAAAAUGCCAGCAUCAGAAACUCGUUUUAUAGAUUUUGAAGAAAAGAAAAAAGAAUUGAGGGAAUUCGAAAAAAUAAUUUUUUUAAGUGGAAGGGAAGGAGAAAAUAAAGAAGAACUAAAUAAAAUAUUUAAUUUUGAAGUUUUUAUCGACAAAAAUUCAAAUUCAUUUAAUUCUAAUGAAGGAAUUAAAUCGGCAACAAUUCAAAUUAAUUUUAAUAACGAAGAAGGAAAUAAAAUAAAUGGAGAAUUAAUAUUAAAUAAUUUAAAUAAUUUGUAUUGUUUACAAGGAAAUCAACAAAUAUUGAAGGAAAUUGAAAAAUGUUAA
Molecule: messenger RNA, 822 nt
Organism: Meloidogyne enterolobii
Lineage: Eukaryota; Metazoa; Nematoda; Chromadorea; Rhabditida; Meloidogynidae
Source: the annotation of a GenBank genome assembly